GGGGGGGGGUGGUUGUGUGUGAUGGCCCCGCGCUUCUCGCCGCCCGCCCUGUAAGGGGAAGGGGAGAAAAAAGAGAACUCGCCCCUCGACAGCGACAACAGCGGCUCCGAUUGACAACGUGAGGCUCAGCCGCGGCCGCCCGAGAUGCUGCAAUUCUGAACACUUGCACUGAAUCGUGCAGUAUUAACUGAUGGUGACAUGGAUGCUCGAUGCAUGACCCGAACACUACAGGUGGUUGAUACUGAGUACAGUGCGGAUGCUGUUGAAUGGUGUCCCAUUGAUGGGUGGCAUAACGUACUGGCCUGUGGUACCUACCAGCUGAAGAUGCCUGAGGACAAGGCUGGUGGAGAUUCAGAAAACACAAAACCUCAUAUGCGACUGGGUCGUCUUUACCUCUACAGUUUUCAUCAGGAGCAGCUGUACUCUCCGCUAACAGAAGUGCAGAGGAUUGAAAUGCCUGCAAUCCUAGAUCUGAAAUGGUGCCAUGUGCCGUUGGCUGAACAUCCUAUGCUGUGCCUAGCGAAUGCUGAGGGAAGGCUGGAGCUGUUUAAUCUGAUAGCUGAAGAGAAAAACAGCUGCUUGUUGGAGCCAGUGUGCAGUGUUGCUGUAGGCCCGGAGUGCCUUGCUUUAUCCCUGGACUGGUCCACAGGAAGAGGAAAUCAGAGUGAAUCAGUGAAGAUUAUUAGCAGCGACUCGAAGGGUUGUCUGAGCCUGGUGUCUGUGGGUGGUUCCAGCCCAGCGCUUGAUGUCGUCUCUCAGUGGAAAGCGCAUGAUUUUGAGGCUUGGAUUUCAGCUUUCAAUUACUGGAACACUGACAUUGUAUAUUCAGGAGGAGAUGACAACAAGCUGAAAGGUUGGGACACACGAAUGGAAACUGACGGGCCAGUCUUUACCAGCAGCAGGCACUCAAUGGGUGUUUGCAGCAUCCAGAGCAGUCCUCACAGACAGCACAUUCUGGCUACUGGAAGUUACGAUGAGCACGUGCUUGUCUGGGACUCCCGGCAGAUGAAACGGCCGCUGGCUGAUACUCACGUCCAGGGAGGUGUGUGGAGGUUGAAAUGGCACCCCACCCAGGAGCAACUGCUGCUAGCAGCAUGUAUGCACAAUGGAUACCACAUUCUGGAUUGCAAGGGGGCAUUUGCUGCAAGUGUGGAAGAGUGCCCCAUCCUUUAUUCUUAUAUAUUGCACAACUCACUAGCUUAUGGGGCAGACUGGUCAAGACUACCUCUUGAUGCUCAACUUGCUGCAGACUCUCAACCGCUGUCCUCGUCUGCGACAGAAUCCCAGAAGAGAGGGGAAUGUGAAGAGGGAGCAAAGAAAUUGGAGACUGAGUUCCAGGACUUGAAGAUCCAGUACGAGUCUCCUACGGGUAUCUUUGAUAUGGUGAUGGAAGGGGAGGCAGAAGAUUUUUCUGGGCCUGACUUUGCUGAUGGGUCGCAAGCCAGUGGUACAUCUGAGGGAGCAGAUAUGCACACUGUAGAUGGUGCAGAGCAGCCCAAGCACGAAGCUUGCAGUAAUCAGGAAAGAACUGGCGCUAGCCUUUUGGCAACUUGCUCUUUCUAUGACCACAUUUUACACGUCUGGAAAUGGGAAAGAAACAGCACUGCAUCUUCCAGAUGAGUCUGAUUUGUAAAAAAUUUUGUAAUCCUUACCAUUUAUAACGUUAAAUAAAGCAGUAUCUUGGAUAAAACUUAUGUGUACAAGAAAAUAGA
This is a messenger RNA of Callorhinchus milii (elephant shark), 1712 nucleotides long. It is a transcript of the gene dph7, whose product is annotated as diphthamide biosynthesis 7. Gene Ontology annotation, molecular function: protein binding. Bases 199 to 1620 code for a protein of 473 amino acids. The transcript has 10 exons. Lineage: Eukaryota; Metazoa; Chordata; Chondrichthyes; Chimaeriformes; Callorhinchidae. The record is from RefSeq and is a predicted model, not a curated record.